Molecule: messenger RNA, 2856 nt
Organism: Capronia coronata CBS 617.96
Lineage: Eukaryota; Fungi; Ascomycota; Eurotiomycetes; Chaetothyriales; Herpotrichiellaceae
Product: alpha-glucosidase
Exons: 5
Coding region: 1-2856 (951 amino acids)
Biological process (GO): carbohydrate metabolic process
Molecular function (GO): hydrolase activity, hydrolyzing O-glycosyl compounds; carbohydrate binding
Source: RefSeq, a predicted model, not a curated record
AUGUUUCUGAACUCACUUUUCGUCUGUCUCUGGGCCGCCAGACUGGUCAUCGCUCGGACCCGUUGUCCAGGUUAUGCUGCAAGCAAUGUCGAGCAAACCGAGCAUGGCUUGACGGCUGAUCUAUAUCUGGCCGGGCCGGCGUGUAACAUAUACGGCAUGGAUUUGCCCAACUUGACACUUACAGUCGAAUAUCAGUCGGAAACAAGACUACAUGUUAUUGUUCAGGAUCAAAACAAAACUGUCUAUCAAGUCCCCGAAUCCGUUGUUCCACGACCUAAUGCCACAAACACGGUCUCAGUAUCACACUCACAAUUGCAGUUCAAUUACACAGAGAACCCUUUCGGGUUUGCCGUGUCACGCCUGGGAGGAGAGGUCUUGUUCAAUACAUCGGGCUCGCCGAUGAUCUUUGAGUCACAAUAUCUCCGCCUCAGAACUUCUUUGCCCGAUCAGCCAAACCUUUAUGGUCUUGGUGAACAUUCGGAUCACUUUCGGUUGAACACAUCAAAUUACACCAGAACCCUAUGGUCUCGAGACGCGUAUAGCAUUCCGCAGGGCACGAAUCUGUACGGGAAUCAUCCUGUCUACAUUGAACAUCGAGGCGGAAAUGGCACCCAUGGCGUCCUCUUUCUCAACUCCAACGGGAUGGAUAUCAAAAUCAACGACACUGAUGGCCAAUACCUUGAGUAUAACACCUUGGGCGGAGUUCUCGACUUUUACUUCUUGGCCGGACCCUCGCCUAUUGAGGUCUCUCAGCAAAUCUCGGAAGUCGUUGGUAAGCCUGCGAUGAUGGCUUACUGGGCUUUCGGAUUUCACAACUGCAGAUAUGGCUAUCGAGAUGUGUAUGAAGUGGCUGAGGUGGUCUACAAUUACAGCCAGGCUAACAUCCCUCUUGAGACCAUGUGGACUGACAUUGAUUACAUGGACGCCCGCAAGGUCUUCACCUUGGAUCCGGACCGGUUCCCCCUGCCUAAAGUGCGGGAGUUGGUGGCGUAUCUGCAAGCACACCAACAACACUACAUCGUGAUGGUGGAUCCAGCAGUGGCGUACCAAGAUUAUCCUGCCUUUAACAUUGGCAGAGACCGGGACAUUUUCAUGAAGAAUCCUGAUGGCUCUCUCUUUCAAGGGGUCGUCUGGCCGGGGACGACCGUCUUCCCAGACUGGUUUCACCCUGCCGUUCAGGAGUAUUGGAAUAUCGAAUUCGAAACCUUUUUCAGUCCGCAGAGGGGCGCUGACAUUUCAGGUCUGUGGAUUGACAUGAAUGAGGCAUCAAACUUUUGCAACUAUCCGUGCUCCAACGCGAGCGCAUAUGCCGAGGAAAAUGGCUUCCCUCCCGAGGCACCGCCCGUGAGAAACGACUCUACAAUCACUCUUCCAGGAUUUCCCCCAGACUUCCAACCAACUGCAAACGCUAAGCGGCAAGAUACGGCCACUGGCAGCAUGUUGGGCCUCUCUGGUCGAGAGCUGAUCGACCCUCCAUACCAAAUCCGCAACGCUGCAGGGAGCCUGUCGAACAAGACCUUGAACACGGACCUUGUCCAUUACAAUGGUCUCGUGGAGUAUGAUACGCACAACAUGUAUGGAACGUUGAUGUCGACGGCUUCCCGCAACGCACUCCUCAACCGUCGGCCGGGCGAGCGCCCAUUGGUCAUAACGCGAAGCACAUAUCUCGGUGCAGGUGCCCAUGUUGGCCAUUGGACUGGAGACAACGUUGCCAACUGGGCCAAAUAUGAGAUCAGUAUCUCCGACAUGUUGAAUUUUGCAUCCAUUUUCCAGGUGCCAAUGGUGGGCUCCGAUGUUUGUGGGUUUUCUGGAAACACCACCGAGACUCUCUGUGCCAGAUGGAUGAUGCUUGGGGCAUUCCAAAGCUUUUAUCGCAACCACAACGAACUCGGCAGUAUCUCUCAAGAGGCCUACCGGUGGCCGACAGUUGCAGAGGCUUCGCGCAAGGCCAUUGACAUCAGAUAUCGAACGCUAGACUAUCUCUACACGGCCUUCUACAUUCAGACACAGACUGGCAAGCCUCUUCUCAACCCCAUGUUCUACAUCUACCCUCACGACACCAGAACCUUUGGCAUUGAUGCACAAUACUUUUAUGGCGACUCGAUCUUGGUAUCUCCAGUCACCAAAGAGAACAGCACCUCGGUGGACAUCUACCUACCCGACGACGUUUUCUAUGAUUGGAAUAAUGGCUGUGCUCCCGUAAGAGGGAAUGCCUCCGUGGUCACACUUUCCGACGUCAACUUCACCACCAUCCCUCUACAUAUACGGGGAGGGAGUAUUCUGCCUUUGAGGGUCGAGAGCGCCAACACGACCACGGAGCUGCGCAACAAGGGUUUCCACAUCGUGAUUGCCCCCGGAAUCGACGGAAAAGCCCAUGGCUCGCUGUACCUUGACGACGGAUUGAGCAUUGAGCAGCCAAGCAUAACGGUCAUCAACUUCACCUACAACAAUGGAUUGUUUACAAUAACAGGAGAGUACUGCUAUGCCGCAAAUGUCAGCAUCGAGAGGAUCAGUCUGUGCGGUGUGACUACAGCGCCGACUGGAAUCAGCCCUUAUGCGGUGUACAGCUAUGACAAUAACACUCAGGUUGUCACGAUCGAGACGGAUUUCCCACUGACUCGGAACAUUAUCUUCCAGUUGCCCACCUCACAGGCAGACAGUAUUGCUCCAGGAACUGGUAUCGAAGACGGUGGCAUAAUAAGAGGAUCUGGUGGCCGUGGCCGUGGCGAAGGCGAAGGCGAAGGCGGAGAGUCGGAAGGUCACAAGUCGGCAGCUUCCUCCUGGUUGCCCAACUCCGUAGGCUGGAAAGUUCUUGCGGCUGUGAUCGUGGUGUCACUAGCCCAAACGAUUCUGUGA